CAUUUACUUCUGGAUUUCGCUAUCGUUCGAAAUGGAUGCUGGAAGACAAAGGUGCAAAGGGGAGCACAAAUGGAUGAUUAUCUGUUUUCUUCUGUGCUUUGGGCAGCAGCUUUCAGCUCAAAUAAGAUACUCUAUUCCAGAGGAGGUCAAAGAGGGAUAUGUUGUAGGAAAUAUCGCCAAGGAUUUGGGACUUGAUGCAAGCACUUUGAUGGACAGACGGUUCCGUAUCGUGUCUGGAUCAGAUGAAGCGCUUUUCGUGGUAAAUCAGAACAAUGGUGUCUUAAAUGUUCAAAGGAAAAUUGACAGAGAGGAGCUGUGUGAUAGUAUUGGAGCAUGCUUGAUUAACCUUAAAAUAGUGGUGGAAAAUCCACUCGAGAUCCAUUAUAUUGCCGUUGAGAUAAAUGAUGUAAAUGAUCACGCCCCUACAUUCACAGAAAAAGAAAAGAUAUUAGAAAUUUCAGAACACACGUUUCAAGGAACGCGUUUUCAGCUGCAAGCUGCGAAUGACCCUGACAGUGGAGUGAAUUCUGUGCGUUUGUAUAAAUUAAGUCAAAACGAGCAUUUUGAUUUAGAAAUAAGAGACAGGGCAGAAGAUAAACUGCCUUUUCUGGUUUUACAAAAGCCCCUUGACCGUGAGCACAAAGCUGAACACAAUAUAAUUUUAACAGCAAUAGAUGGUGGCAAUCCGCCAAGGUCAGGAUCACUAAACAUAACAGUACUUGUUCUUGAUGUGAAUGACAACCGCCCUGUAUUUAGUCAAGAUGUUUAUUCCUCAACACUGCAUGAAAACGUGCAAAAUGGAACUUUGGUAAUGAAAAUUCUUGCAAGUGAUUCUGAUCACGGUCCAAAUGGUGAAGUGACUUAUACCUUUGGAGGGGCUAACAACCAGAAUAUUUUUAGCUUGGAUAGAUUAACAGGUGAAAUUCGUGUUAUAGGAGAGGUAGACUUUGAAAAGAAUAAUGUUUAUAAGUUGGAUAUACAGGCAUCUGACAAUGGGCAACCGCCUUUGACCACUGACUGUAGAGUCAUUUUAAAAAUACUUGACAUAAAUGAUAAUAAGCCGACCAUAGAAGUGACGUCAUUAUCGAAGAUCGUGCCUGAAGAUUCCAAGUCUGGUACUGUAAUCUCACUCAUUAGUGUUACUGACAGAGACACUGGUGUUAACGGAAAAGUUGUGUGUACUCUCUCAGAAAAUGUUCCAUUUGAAGUAAAACCAUCAGUUCAGGACAACAUGUACUCCUUAGUGACUAAAGGGGUCCUGGAUCGUGAAACUGUAUCACAUUAUGAAAUUACAAUAACAGCGACCGACUUGGGUCAGCCUCCACUGUCCUCCUUUAAAACUCUGAGCGUGCAGGUGUCCGAUGUUAAUGAUAACCCACCUGAAUUUAGCAUAAAUCCUAUCGAAUUAUAUAUGAUUGAAAACAAUGCUGCAGGCGCGCCCAUUCUCACACUGAGUGCUUUUGACAAAGACCUAAAUGAAAACUCUGUGAUUUCAUAUCAGAUUAUUAAAGGGAAUGGGACACAAAGUGACAUGACAUCGUUUUUAAACACGAAUUCAGAGACAGGCGCAAUUUAUGCACUUAAAAGUUUUGAUUUUGAAACUACCAAAAAGUUCCAGUUCCAUGUGCUCGCUAAAGACUCUGGAAGUCCGUCUCUGAGCAGUAACGUGACAGUAAACGUGUUUAUUCUGGAUCAGAACGACAACGUUCCAGUGAUCUUAUAUCCAGUCAGCGCUAACGGUUCUGCUGAGGGUGUGGAAGAGAUUCCCCGGAAUGUGAACGCUGGUCAUUUGGUGACUAAAGUCAGAGCCUAUGACGCAGAUAUAGGAUACAACGGCUGGUUAUUGUUUUCACUGCAGGAAGUUAGUGACCACAGUCUCUUUAGUUUGGACCGCUAUACAGGACAGAUAAGAACCCUUCGCUCAUUCACAGAAACAGACGAGGCCCAGCAUAAACUGCUCAUACUGGUCAAAGAUAAUGGGAACGUUUCACUCUCAGCAACAGCGACUGUGAUGGUCAAAGUUGUGGAGCCCAAAGAGGCUUUUGCAGCUUCUGAUGUUAAAAACGCAGUAAAAGACGAGGAGGAAAACGACGUGACAUUUUAUCUGAUCAUCACUUUGGGCUCGGUUUCAGUGCUUUUUGUCAUCAGCAUCAUCGUGUUGAUUGUGAUGCAGUGCUCUAAAUCUACAGACUAUUCGUCCAAGUUUUUACAGGAGACAAAUUACGACGGAACUCUGUGCCACAGCAUCCAGUACAGAUCUGGAGACAAACGGUACAUGUUAGUUGGACCCAGAAUGAGUAUCGGCUCUACAAUAGCGCCAGGCAGUAAUAGGAAUACUCUAGUGAUACCAGAUCGCAGGAGGAGAGAUUCUGGAGAGGUAAGGCUGGCGGAUUUAUUCCUUUUGAACAGUUUUAUUUAG
Messenger RNA from Rhinichthys klamathensis goyatoka, 2419 nucleotides. RefSeq names its product protocadherin alpha-8-like. Gene Ontology annotation, biological process: homophilic cell-cell adhesion. Gene Ontology annotation, molecular function: calcium ion binding. Lineage: Eukaryota; Metazoa; Chordata; Actinopteri; Cypriniformes; Leuciscidae. The transcript has a single exon. Gene Ontology annotation, cellular component: plasma membrane. The record is from RefSeq and is a predicted model, not a curated record. The coding region runs from base 32 to 2419 and encodes 795 amino acids.